AUGAAUGGUUAUAUUCCUAGUAACACAAGAAAUUCAAGAAGAGACUCAUUUAUAAAUUAUUCCCAAUAUUAUUAUGCUUCAUAUUACACCGUUGCUUCUCCUAUUAUCCCAGCUUGUCUCAAUCAAAGAUACUCUUAUGAACCAUAUAAACCAGAACUUUAUCCUGAACCAUUAAGCCUGGUAAUAGCUCAAAUAAGUUAUUAUUUUUCAAUCAAUAAUUUGUUAAAAGAUUAUUAUUUACGUAAGCAGAUGAAUUCACAAGGUUAUGUUCCAAUAGGCAUAGUUAGUCAAUUUAAAAGAUUGCAAACUUUAUCUGGUGGAAAUAAUGAAUUAAUCUUAGAGGCAUUGGAUAAAUGUGAAAAGGAAUUGAAUAUUAUUGAUAUCAAUGGGUCAAAAGUAAGAGUCCGUAAUUUUUGGGCUCAAUGGGUACUUCCAUAUGAACAAAGAGAUGAACAUGGAAAAGAUGAGUUUGUUCAAGAGACUGUGAAUGAUGAAACAAAAGAUAAUCUUGAUAUAAACGCUAGUGCUAAUAAUGAAACUAAUAAUGAAACUAAUAAUAAAGAGAAAAAGCAACAGAAUAAUUUUAAAGAAGGAAUUGACUCCAAGUAA
Molecule: messenger RNA, 609 nt
Organism: Ascoidea rubescens DSM 1968
Lineage: Eukaryota; Fungi; Ascomycota; Saccharomycetes; Ascoideales; Ascoideaceae
Product: La RNA-binding domain-containing protein
Exons: 1
Coding region: 1-609 (202 amino acids)
Biological process (GO): positive regulation of translation
Cellular component (GO): cytoplasmic stress granule; cytosol
Molecular function (GO): RNA binding
Source: RefSeq, a predicted model, not a curated record